Pistacia vera is the source of this 1167-nucleotide messenger RNA. RefSeq lists its product as uncharacterized. NCBI's taxonomy places the organism in Eukaryota, Viridiplantae, Streptophyta, Magnoliopsida, Sapindales, Anacardiaceae. The transcript has 3 exons. The record is from RefSeq and is a predicted model, not a curated record. Bases 1 to 1011 code for a protein of 336 amino acids.
AUGGAACUAGAUAUGCUUGAUUCCAGUGAUGAGAUAAAUGAAGAUGACUUCUCUAUACUGCAAUCGUUUCUGCACCCAGAGCAAGGUUCUUCGCCGUCCAAUGGAUCUAAUAACGAAUUUAAUGUCAGGAGUUCUCAAUUAGACAUGAGUGACCAGGAUGACGAAUUUGUGAAUUCACUAUUGUCAACCGAUUUUCAACUCUAUGAAGAAACCAUUCACACCCGUCCUCAUGGGUGCAACCCAACACAGCCACUGAGAGGAGUGUAUGUUGGGGAUAGCAGUGAUAGUGACACCGAAACCCUCCAGGCACAGUAUGGGGAUGCUGGUUUGAAAGAAUACCAGCAGAUGCAAAAGAUUCGAGCAUCUACUGAAACUCUGCCUUCUCUCAAUCUUCAGACUCUCAAGCUUCAGACUCGAGCAUCUACUGAAACUCUACCUUCUCUCAAGCCUCAGACUCGAGUAUAUACUGAAACUCGACCUUCUCCCAAGCUUCGCCGAAAUGAAAACGGAGAAUAUGGUUUAUUUCAUGAUGAGAUGUUGGCAUCAACUGCCAACUCAAAAACAGAUAUGCCUAAGAGAAUUAAUUUGGUCCAUAGUGAUUUACCUACUAACACCAGAGCUUGGAAAGCUCAACCUCAACCAAAAUCCCACAACUUGGUAGAAAGGGAAUGUGCUCCUAAAAUACUCCAAUUAAAUGGUGAAGGUUCACGCACAGUAUACAGAGAUAGGGCGAGAGAAGUUAAAGAGCCUGCUAUUAAUCUGCCUCAAAUGGGAAAUCCUACAGCGAAGCUGCACAAAGAUCGUAAAAUGCCAGAAACAACCAAAGCAGAAACAAAUUUAAAGUCAAGAUCUACUACGUCUGAUUGCAGCAAUAGAAAGGGCUCCUUCAUUGUCAUGGAGACUUCUCCAUUAGACCAUGAGCAAAUCCCACCAUCGAUAUACAUUUGGAAUAUAGCUGUAGGUAUAGUUUUGUCGGUAUUCUGUAUUUGGGAGAUGGCGUCUCUUCAUUAAGUGAUGCCCUACUUAACACUUUUUAAGCCUAGGAUGUCAUCAACAUGACCAAUAGGUCCAAUACCAUUUACUAAUAAGCUACAGAAGGUCCUUAUGGGUUUCAAUCCCUAAAUCUCCGUAUAAUCAUAAUGAAUGUAAUUUUUUUUUUUUGGGCCA